This is a messenger RNA of Doryrhamphus excisus (bluestripe pipefish), 2647 nucleotides long. The record is from RefSeq and is a predicted model, not a curated record. Lineage: Eukaryota; Metazoa; Chordata; Actinopteri; Syngnathiformes; Syngnathidae.
GUGACAUUCGGGCUGAUUAGCUUGUUAGCUACAGGAAGUCAUGGUUGGUGUUGCUGGAGAAACUAAUGGUGGACUUGGACACGCACACCUUUCCUUUGGAGCGCUCAACUUGGCUUCAUUCACGUUUCUCCCCGUCUCUGAUUGACGGGCUGUCAGUCCAGGAUCAGCUGGGAUGGACUCCGCCCCCUCAGAGUGUAUGUCCUAAAAGGCCUGUCCUAUGAAGGUGGAUCUUAAGGAGUUUUAUCCCAAGAGGCUGUGUCCUAUAAGAAGGUGUGUGUCCUAUAAGAGGAGCCUUGUCACAAGGUGUGUCUCCUAGGGUUAAGAUUGUUUAAGAUUGCUUGUCCCGAGAGGAUGUGUCCUAAGAAGACCUGUCCUGAGCGGGUGUGUCCUGUCUUAAGGAGGUGUGUCCUUGUCCUAAGAAGGUGUGUCCUCGUCCAAAGGUGUGUCCUUGUCCUAAGAAAGUGUGUCCUUUUUCUAAGAGGUGUGUCCUUGUCCUAAGAAGGCAUGUCCUAAGACGUGUGUCCUUGUCCUAAGAGAUGUGUCCUUGUCCUAAGAAGGUGUGUCCUUGUCCAAAGAAAGUGUGUCCUUGUCCUAAGAAGGCCUAUCCUAAGACGUGUGUCCUUGUCCAAACAAGGUGUGUCCUUGCCCUAAGAGAUGUGUCCUUGUCCUAAGAGGUAUGUCCUUAUUCUAAGAAGGUGUGUCCUUGUCCAAAGAAGGUGUGUCCUAGUCCUAAGAAGGCCUGUCCUAAGACAUGUGUCCUUGUCCAAAGAAGGUGUGUCCUUGUCCUAAGAGAUGUGUCCUUGUCCUAUAGGUGUGUGCUUGUCCUAUAAGAAGGUGUGCCCUUGUCCUAAGAAGGCCUGUCCUAAGAGGUGUGUCCUUGUCCAAAGAAGGUGUGUCCUUGUCCUAAGAAGAUGUGUCCUUGUCCUAAGAGAUUUGUCCUUGUCCAAAGAAGGUGUGUCCUUGUCCAAAGAAGGUGUGUCCUUGUCCUUGUCCUAAGAAGGUGUGUCCUUGUCCUAAGAGCUGUGUCCUUGUCCAAAGAAGGUGUGUCCUUGUCCAAAGAAGGUGUGUCCUUGUCCAAAGAAGGCGUGUCCUUGUCCAAAGAAGGUGUGUCCUUGUCCUAAGAAGAUGUGUCCUUGUCCUAAGAGAUUUGUCCUUGUCCAAAGAAGGUGUGUCCUUGUCCUUGUCCUAAGAAGGUGUGUCCUUGUCCUAAGAGCUGUGUCCUUGUCCAAAGAAGGUGUGUCCUUGUCCAAAGAAGGUGUGUCCUUGUCCAAAGAAGGCGUGUCCUUGUCCAAAGAAGGUGUGUCUUUGUCCUAAGAGCUGUGUCCUUGUCCUAAGAAGGUGUGUCCUUGUCCUAAGAGCUGUGUCCUUGUCCUAAGAAGGUGUGUCCUGAGGAGACCUGUCUGAAGAAGGUGCGUGACCACAGAAUGCCUGCCUGAAGAGAGUGUGUCCUAAGAGGGUGUGUCCCGAGUAGACCUGUCCUAAGAGAGUGUGUCCUAAGAGGGUGUGUCCCGAGUAGACCUGUCCUAAGAGGGUGUGUCCUAAGAAGGUGUGUCCUAUGAGGGUGUGUCCUAAGAGGGUGUAUCCCUAGAAGUGUGUCGUGCAAACAGAUCCCAAUAUGAACGAAGUGGACUCUUUCAGCGUUCCCGUUCCUGUCACGCGUGCCAAAGCAUUGUGAUGAUGAUCUAGCAGGCGUACCUCCUGACCAUCCUGCUGUCAGCCGUCACAGUGACUGAGAUAAUGCAUUCAUGACGCCGCUGUCCUCCUGCAGUCCACACUGAGACGUGGACGUCCAAACAUUUCUUUUUCUUGAGCCACAAUGGCAGCCUCCAGCUUCUUCUACGCGACCUUCGGGCUGUGCGUCUGUCUGGGCAUCAUCUGCGUGGUCUUCGUCAGCAGCUGGAACUCAAGGUGGCGCGGCGGCUUCGCUUGGGACGGCACGGAGUCGCAGUUCAACUGGCAUCCUGUCCUGAUGGUGACCGGACUGCUGGUUCUCUACGGCCUGGCUGCUGUGCUGUACCGCAUCCCUUGCACGUGGUCCCAGAGGAAGCAGCCCUGGAAGCUCCUCCACGCCGGCCUCAUGCUGGCCGCCCUACUGCUCUCCAUCGUGGGCCUGUCUGCCGUCUUUGACGUCCACAGGAGCCUCAACAUCCCACAUAUGUACUCCCUGCACAGCUGGGUGGGAAUGUGCACCGUGGUCACCUUUGCAUGUCAGUGGCUCCUCGGCUUGGCCGGCUUUCUCGUCCCCUGUUCUCCGCUAUGGUUCCGUGCUGGCCUGAAACCGCUCCACAUCUGGUUGGGAAAGGUUGUGCUGAUGCUCGGGUUGGCCUCCUGCAUCAGUGGAAUCAAUGAAAACCUCUUUUUUGUCCUUGAUGGAGUCUCUGCCGAAGCUUACAGCUUGUUGCCCGCAGAGGCCCAGUUUGCAAACACUCUGGGAGUCCUCAUUGUGGCCUUCGGGGUGGUUGUGUUUGGAAUCCUGGCCAAAGCGGACUGGCAGCGUCCCAACACAGACAACGAAGAGGCUCCUCUUCUCCUCCGAGAGGAAGCCAUUUGAACGUUCCAGUCAGAUGACGACAGAGAAUCACAUGUUCCCGACAUUUAAAGUGUGACAGAUGACUUGAUGUUAACAAAAGUCCUGCAUGAAUAAAGA